AUGGCCGGACCUGAGUGGGAGUCGCUGGAGCAGUGCUUGGAGAAGCACCUGCAGCCCGCAGACUUGCGGGAGGUGAAACGCGUUCUCUAUGGCAAGGAGACCAGGAAGCUAGACCUGCCCAGCAGGGCUUUUGAAUUCGCCUCCGAAAGGGACUUUGAGCUGCAGGGCUACGCCUUCGAGGCCGCAGAGGAGCAGCUGAGGCGACCUCGGACCGUGCGUGUGGGGCUUGUUCAGAACAGAACUCCCCUGCCUGCAGACGCCCCUGUGGCGAAACAGAGCCUGGUGCCCAUGUUGGUGCCUCCAUGGGCCACCACCAUUGGUGGCCUCUUCAUCUUAGUUCCAGCCAUGCCCUUUGCUUUCUGUACAAGAGAGAAGCUUCCUUGGACGGAAUUUGCCGAGUCAGCAGAGGAUGGGCCCACCACCAGGUUCUGUCAGAAGCUGGCAAAGAAGCAUGACAUGGUGGUGGUGUCCCCCAUCCUGGAACGAGAUGGAGAACAUGGGGACGUUUUGUGGAACACAGCUGUGGUGAUCUCCAAUUCCGGAGCAGUCCUGGGCAAGACCAGGAAAAACCACAUCCCCAGAGUGGGCGAUUUCAAUGAGUCAACUUACUACAUGGAGGGAAACCUCGGCCACCCCGUGUUCCAGACGCAAUUUGGGAGGAUCGCGGUGAACAUUUGCUACGGGCGGCACCACCCCCUCAACUGGCUCAUGUACAGCAUCAACGGGGCCGAGAUCAUCUUCAACCCCUCGGCCACCAUCGGAGCACUCAGUGAGUCCAUGUGGCCAGUUGAGGCCCGGAACGCAGCCAUAGCCAAUCACUGCUUCACCUGCGCCAUCAAUCGCGUGGGCAAGGAGCACUUCCCGAAUGAGUUUACCUCCGGAGAUGGGAAGAAAGCUCACCAUGACUUUGGCUACUUCUAUGGCUCAAGCUACGUGGCAGCACCGGACAGUAGCCGCACUCCUGGGCUCUCCCGAAACCGAGAGGGACUGCUGGUUGCUGAGCUCAACCUCAACCUCUGUCGGCAAAUAAAUGACAUCUGGAACUUCAAAAUGACAGGCAGAUAUGAGAUGUACGCACGGGAGCUUGCGGAAGCUGUCAAACCCAACUACAGCCCCAAUAUCGUCAAAGAGUAG
Pteropus alecto (black flying fox) is the source of this 1134-nucleotide messenger RNA. It is a transcript of the gene UPB1, whose product is annotated as beta-ureidopropionase 1. Bases 1 to 1134 code for a protein of 377 amino acids. The transcript is spliced from 10 exons. The record is from RefSeq and is a predicted model, not a curated record. NCBI's taxonomy places the organism in Eukaryota, Metazoa, Chordata, Mammalia, Chiroptera, Pteropodidae. Gene Ontology annotation, molecular function: beta-ureidopropionase activity.